Paraglomus occultum is the source of this 1281-nucleotide messenger RNA. The record is from the annotation of a GenBank genome assembly. Lineage: Eukaryota; Fungi; Glomeromycota; Glomeromycetes; Paraglomerales; Paraglomeraceae.
GUAGCAAUUGGUGUUAAGCGACUUCGUGACCAAGGCGUCAAGACGGUUGGAAUCGAUGUUAUGACUCAUGAACACGGCGCAGCGGAAGGUGCCACACUCGCUCUUUACAGUUUCGACUCUUUCAAAUCACCAUCAUCCCGUAAACCCGAAGUCAAAUUUCAGAAACUUUCCCAUCUACCGUCUGCUUCUGACUCUUCUGGGACCAACGCUUUAACAUGGGAAACAGGACUUGUCUACGGUGAAGCACAAAAUUUUGCUCGUACUCUUGCUGAAACUCCUGCAAAUCUCAUGACACCCACAAUCUUUGCUGAGACGGUGAAAGAGAAGAUAGCCGACUUAGAAGGCGUUGAAGUGAUCGUAAGAGAUAAAGCCUGGGCAGAAAAGAUGGGGAUGAAUGCCUUUUUAUCCGUUGCAAAGGGGUCUGAUGAGCCAUGUCAAUUUAUGGAGAUCUGGUAUAGAGGCGGAGUACGUGACGGUAGGCCUUUGGCAUUGGUUGGGAAAGGUGUUACCUUUGACAGUGGUGGUAUCUCGCUGAAGCCUUCGUCGAAGAUGGCAGACAUGAAGGCUGAUAUGGCGGGAGGAGCAGUAGUUGCUGCUACUAUUUACGGUAUUGCCAAACUUCGAUUACCAAUUAACGUCGUUUGCGCAAUUCCUCUAUGUGAGAAUAUGCCAUCCGGGAAGGCGAAUAAACCUGGGGACGUAGUGAAGGGGAUGAACGGAAAGACUAUUGAAAUUGACAAUACCGACGCCGAAGGAAGACUUAUUCUGGCAGAUGCGCUUUAUUACGUAAGCUCAACAUACAAGCCUCAUACACUGGUUGAUUUGGCUACAUUGACCGGAGCCAUCGUCAUCGCAUUGGGAGAACCCUAUUCGGCUGUCUUCACCAACUCUGAUACGUUAUGGAAUGAGUUGUCGGCUGCUGGGAAUAUCGCCAACGAUCCAUUCUGGCGCAUGCCUUUUCACUCGGAUUACAGGAAGCCUGUGACGAAAUCUACUGUUGCGGAUCUCAUUAACAAUGCCGGAAGAUCAGCUGGUGCGUGUACUGCUGCCGCCUUCCUUAAAGAGUUUGUUAAUGGAUUAUAUGUGGAAGGGAGCGAAAACGCCGAUGAGGAAGACACAGAAAACAAAGACAAUGGUUCUGGUGAGAUAAUUCGUUAUGCGCACAUCGAUAUUGCUGCCACAAUGGAAUCGUCGGAAGAUACCGGCUAUUUGGUCAAGGGAAUGAGUGGUCGUCCGACACGGUCAAUUAUCGAAUUCGCGAGAAGCCUAGGAGAAAGCUGA